ACAUGAAAACGGGCACUCUACCAUUCACUCUCAACCACGACAGAACAUCAUUCACCUCCGCGUACCUUCUAGAAUAUGCGGUCUGGAAGCGGGAUAUUAGCCCAAAUAGCUGUCACCUCCCAACAAAGAUUCGCCGCUUUCACUUCCUGCUCUCCGAAAUUAGCUGGCUUUAAAAUUCUUACAUGCGACCCCCGCCACUUCUUCGCUGCUUCACGUCCAUCUACCAAACCAUAACCACCACCAUGAAAGCUGACACGAAAGCUGCAGGUCAAGCUGACGGCUCCGACAACGCGUCGCGCUCUUCUCCAUCCGGGAAAGAAAACUCCGACGCCAAAACCAGCUCCAUAAGCAGCCAGAAUCACGGUCGCUCACCACCCACCUCCGAGCCCCGCGGCCGCGGCGCCAUCUUCCUCAGCAAAAGCCCUCCACCUCCUUCCCGCCGCUCCCAAGACCCCAGCUACGGUCGUCUGAACGCCAAGUCCACCAACAACCCGAAGGCUCCUCGCUCGGGCAGACGCCGCGAUAGCGACUACGAGAGCUACGAUGAUGCCGUCCACAACGCGAGUGCCGAAGCGUUUCAGCGCGCGUGGAGCGCCGCGCCACGACGAGAUCCGCGGCAGAAGCCGGGGACGAGAGCGUACAAGCCGGAGUAUGGGAGGUUGUCGCCGCCGAGGGAGGAGAACGAUGGGGAUGCCAAGAGUGAGAGUGAGAGUGGGGGUGACGAAGAGACGUUAGCGGAGCAGGGAGGAGAGGAGGGCAAAGAGGUGACCGAGGCGUUGGGGAAGUUGGUGCUCGGAGAGAAGGCUGGAGGAGAGAAGAAGGCGGCAGCCGAGCAUGAGGUGGAUGUCAAGAUAGCGAAGGUCGAAGAGCCAAAGCUGGAGCUCGCUCUCAAGCUGGACAAGGAUUCAUCGCCAAAGGAUAUCAUCGUCGCCGCGAAUGUAUCGCUGUCCACCAACUUCCGCCUGUCCAAGGACCUCUGGGAUGGGAAGGGUGCGGAGAAGGAUCUGAAGGAAAUGGUGCGGAAAAAACUGCAGUUGCAUCUCAAGGAAAUUGUGGAGAACUCGAAGCCGGAAAGCGAAGGAGAUGUGGAGCAUUGGGAGCUGUAGCAGCCCGCGGUGUUCAGCGUAUAUAUGCGCUCUAUGCAGAGCAGCUAGUGGAUGUCCACUUUUCGCUAGUUUCAAUAUGCGGGAUGGGA
Messenger RNA from Trematosphaeria pertusa, 1195 nucleotides. RefSeq lists its product as uncharacterized. The record is from RefSeq and is a predicted model, not a curated record. The coding region runs from base 183 to 1106 and encodes 307 amino acids. The transcript has a single exon. Lineage: Eukaryota; Fungi; Ascomycota; Dothideomycetes; Pleosporales; Trematosphaeriaceae.